AAACGGUCCUCAUUAAGCUACCGUUUGGACUUUCCCUCAAGUCCUUCAAGUCUGCUUUCAGUCUCUCUAUCAGCACCACUGACUGAUUUAGGAACAGCAGCAGCGGCAGCAGCUCUUCAUUCACUCUCCCCUCUCAGGACCGCUUUACCGUGGUGCGCCCCAGACGCGCGCUCUCCUCACUUCAGGAUGGACUCGUCUCCUUCUCUUCACCUUUACCACUGACUGUGACGCUGCCGUAGUUCAGUGGGAGUUCCCGGGGGAGGGGGCAGGAACUGUUCUUCUGUCCGCUGUUUCGCCUUUCCCCUGCUGGGUUGUGUAUUGUUUUGAUUGAACUGCCAGCGUACGCUCCAUCUCCGGGCUGCAGUUCCGAGAUGGGGAUGUAUCUGCAUCUGCUGCUUUUGCAGUACUAUUUCGUCUCGAGUUUUGUGUGCAACGCCAUCGCGUUCGUGGAGGAGCCCUUCGGAGGGAGGUCGGACGGGUACUGCGGGCGGAUCCUCCGGGCGCAGACCCACGGGACCCGGAGGGAUGGGCACCAUGAGUUCAGGCUCAGAGUGGAGGGAGACCCGGAUACCUACCGGCCUGGCAGCACUUACAGAGUGGUCCUCCUGGCAACCAGCCCUGCUUAUUUCAGAGGUUUCACUCUCAUCGCACUUAAAGAGGGCAGAGAGGGCACCACAGAUGACGACUACACCGGCCAGUUCCAGAUCAUUGAUGAAGACGAGACACAGUUCAUGACCAACUGUCCUCCCGCGGUGACAGAGAGCACGCCUCGCAGACGCACCAGGAUACAGGUCUUAUGGACAGCACCACCCAGUGGGACUGGCUGUGUUAUACUUAAGGCGAGUAUUGUCCAGAAGAGAGUCAUCUAUUUCCAGGAUGAAGGCUCUCUCACCGUGCAACUGUGCGAGAAAGAGGGUGAAGCUACGCAAGCUCCUGCCAUUGAGUGCUGUGCCUGUGGAACCGCCAAGUACAGACUCACCUUUUAUGGAAACUGGUCGGAGAAAGUACAUCCUAAAGAUUAUCCAAGACGUGCCAACCACUGGUCAGCUCUGAUUGGUGCGUCCCACUCCAGAAGUUAUGUGCUGUGGGAGUACGGAGGCUAUGCCAGUGAGGGAGUCCGUCAAGUGGCUGAGUUUGGCUCCCCCAUCAAGAUGGAAGAAGAGAUUCGACAGAAGGGAGAUGAAGUACUGACCGUCAUUAAAACGAAGGCUCAGUGGCCUGCGUGGCAGCCUCUCAACCUGCGAGCAGCUCCCUCAGCAGAGUUUUCCGUAGACCGGACACGUCACCUGAUGUCCUUCCUCACCAUGCUCGGGCCCAGCCCAGACUGGAAUGUGGGGCUGUCAGGAGAGGACCUCUGUACCAAGGAGUGUGGCUGGGUCCAGAGACUGGAGACGGACCUCAUCCCGUGGGAUGCAGGCACUGACAGUGGCGUCACAUAUGAGUCACCAAACAAGCCCACCGUUCCUCAGGAGAAGAUCCGACCUCUGACCAGUUUGGACCACCUCCAGAGCCCGUUCUAUGACCCAGAGGGCGGAGCAAUCACCCCUGUGGCCAGGGUAGUGGUGGAACGCAUUGCUAGAAAGGGGGAGCAAUGUAAUGUGGUCCCCGACACCAUAGAUGACAUAGUAGCAGAUAUCGGACAAGAGGAGAAGGAGACAGAUGACACACCUGAGACGUGCAUCUACUCAGGAUGGUCUCCCUGGUCAGCUUGUAGCAGCUCUACAUGUGAAAAAGGUCGCCGGAUGAGACAAAGGAUGCUGAAGGCCCAGCUGGAUCUCAGCGUGCCGUGUCCCCACACUCAAGAUUUCCAGCCCUGCAUGGGCCCAGGAUGCAGCAGAGAGGAGCCCUCGACGUGCAUGAUGUCAGAGUGGAUCAGCUGGUCGGCCUGCAGCGUGUCCUGCGGGAUGGGGAUGAGGUCUCGAGAGCGAUAUGUCAAACAGUAUCCCGAGGACGGCUCGCUCUGCCAGCUCAACACUGAGGAGACAGAGAAGUGUGUUGUCAACGAUGAAUGCUCACCCAGCAGCUGCGUGGUGACUGAGUGGGUGGAGUGGGAUCCCUGCAGCGUCACCUGCGGGAUAGGCAUGAGAAGAAGGGAGCGUAUGGUAAAGAUGCCCCCUAUAGAUGGAUCCAUGUGUAAGACCGAGGUAGCUGAAGUGGAGAAAUGCAUGAUGCCAGAAUGCCAUACCAUCCCCUGCAUGCUGUCGCCUUGGUCGGAGUGGAGUGAGUGUAGUGUCACAUGUGGACGGGGGAUCCGAACACGGCAGAGGAUGCUGAAGUCUGAUCCUGCAGAGUGCACUGAAGAGCUGGAGCAGACAGAGAAGUGCAUGCUUCCUGAGUGUCCUGUCGACUGCAUGGUCUCAGAGUGGACAGAGUGGUCAGAGUGCAACAAGACCUGUGGUAAAGGACACACCAUUCGGACCCGUAUGAUCAAAGUGGAGCCACAGUUUGGAGGCAGCUAUUGUCCUGAGACCAUCCAGAGGAAGAAGUGCAAGCUCCGGAAGUGUCGGCGAAAACCGAUUAAGGAGGAAGAGGUGCCAGGUUGCAGGAUGCAGCCGUGGUCUAGCUGGACAGAGUGCACCAAACCGUGCGGGGGAGGGAUCCAGGAGCGUUUCAGGGUGGCAAAGAAAAGAACAAAGUCCAAAGGCUGUAAGGACAGGAAGGAGAUCCGUGCCUGUAACGCUCGGGAAUGCUAGGGGGCACUGCUAAGCUACAGAGAGGCAGGGAGGUGUGCAGUGGAUUAAACAUGAAAAUCAGAAUUCAUUAAAAACAGUGGUGACAGAGAUUGAUUUUUUUUUUUUUAUGUAGCUGGGAGGAGACGUACAGGAUUAUUAUGGGUUAUUAUUGGAAAAAUCUGAGGAUUUAAGUAAGGAUUUAAGAAAGGGAAGGAAUAAGAAGAAUAAGACAUAAUGACAUGCUGUUUUAGUGACGAUUUUGUGGACAUUUAGUUAGCUGGGUUGAUUUAUUUUCCUUUUAGAGCAUAGUGGAAGUAUUAGAGAGAAAGCCUGUGUCCUGCAAAAAAAAAGAAGAAGAAAGAAACCUGACGCUAAAGUAACCGAAUACAUAUUUUGCAACAAACUUUAACUUUUUAGUUGGGUUUUGUUUACUCCUAGUAGGAAAGUAUUUUCUGUGUAUUUUCACCAAUAUCUCCCUGUCCUCUGCAGCACCUACAAAACAUUGAUUUAGCUACUAAAAAAUCAGGAGCUGAGCAUUUUAAUGAAAGCUGGAUACUUUUAAUGUACUGUUUAUGUAAAGGCUCUACUGGGGAGAAUUCAAAAUUAGCAUUAGCUAAGUGGAUUACAUGCUCUGUAUUGGAAAUAUGUUAACCUGCUUUGUCCCCAUUAAGAUGCCUCCUAUAACACUACCAGACAACUUUAAUCUGACCAUUAAAUGCCAAUAAUACUGUGAUACUACUUUACUUUGAUUUAGUGUUUCAUCCAGUGCUACUGUAAUAUUAAGAUUUCUUGCACAGGAAAAUAUUAGUUCAGUGAGAGCUAUUAUACUCAAAAGAAUAUUAAGUACAUCUGUACUAUAAGGUCAGACACAUGGUAACAGGAGGAGCAGGGUGGAGAGCACAAAGCAGCUUGUAGUGACAGUGGAGAAGCUGGAUGGAUGAAUGUAUAGAAGGGAAUCAGCCGGGAUUGUGACCGAGUGUGAAGUUGUGAUCUGUCUGGAGUAAUGCCAUGUUUAAUUAUUACUCUUAGUUUGUGUGGUAAAAGGAUGCAACUUCUACCUGGUUGGCUGAGGGAAAAUGAAAACUACAUAAAAGACAAUGAGAAAACGCACUGAGUGGCUCUGUUCAAAAAGCACAAAAUCCAUCUUCUAGUGUGUCUAGUUCAAUGACGCAUCACUCAUUAUGUAAAAUGUUUAGUGCACACCAGUUUCCACUGGGCUCUGUGAAGGGCUAUUUUUUGGACAUGUGCAGUCACUGUAAGGGUGACAGUGAAACAGCAAUUGCAUUGCAGAGCCAGGAUAAGUCUUCCCCUUGCUUUCAGACUUCAGGCUAAACAAACUAAGUUGGUUCUCACAAAUAUCAGAGGAUGAGUUUAUACAUCCAACACAAUUGGAUCAGUGUAAAAGAAGCCUGUUUCUCAAAAUGUUAAUGUGCUACUCCAGUGUUAUUGUUGUAUGAAAUAAACUUAACGUCAGAUAAUGGAAACAGAAACAUUUUUAGGAUGUAUUACCCACUGCUUUAAAAAUGAGCUUCGGUUCUAGUGAGAAAAAAAUCCCACGGAUUGAAUAAUUGACUGCAAACUAACUGUGAAAAUCUUCUUCUUCUUUUUUUUUGCAAGACAUAGAUGGUAACACAGAAGUCUCUAAAAAUCUGAGGAUAUACGUACAUUCACUAUCUAACCAACACAUAUAAAUGACACUGCUAUGUAAUUACUAAAAACCACUUUCCUUAUGAACAGACCAUUUCAGUGGAGAUGUUUUAUACUGUUAAAAUGAGUCUUUAUAUACUGUACUGCUGUUUAUCUGUCAUUUCAGCUGAUGUAGCAUCAAGCCUGCGACAGCUCUCAUUCUGUCAGAAGAGUUUAUUUUAGCAUGUUCAGAGAUGAUUAUGUUUUAUUUAGACAUCACGCUUUAUCAGCUGUAGUUGCGGUCGUAAAACACUAGCGAAAUGACUGUAUCUGCUUUGUUCAGACGGAGCCUUAGAAGUGUCUUAGACAUCUUACACAUCUGCUGGCUGUAAAAGGCAUAUGUACUGUAGAGGAUAUAGAAGUUUCUACAGUAUUCAAACCUGUAGGAUAGAUCAAUGUACAGCAGACUGUUACUGGGACCUUGGUUACAACACAUUUUUCCCAUGUAUUGUUUUUACUGCGCUUUGUGAAGAUAAAAUCGAUCUGUAAAAUCUUUUGGGGAUUUUUUUUUUUUUUUUUUUUUUUGCAUUACUUAGCAGAUUUUGUUGCAUUUUUUUUAUAAGAAUGUCAACACAAAGGUGUGUUUUCUGUAGAUGUUUUCUCUGAAGUCACUUUCUUUUAUUUACAGGGCUCUUUCUUUUGUUUCUUUAUGUCUGUACCAUGUGACUCUUUUGUAAGAAACCACCUUUACAAUAAAAAAAAUGGUAAAUGUGA
Haplochromis burtoni (Burton's mouthbrooder) is the source of this 5072-nucleotide messenger RNA. RefSeq names its product spondin 1b (gene spon1b). Gene Ontology annotation, cellular component: extracellular matrix. The coding region runs from base 372 to 2693 and encodes 773 amino acids. The transcript has 16 exons. NCBI's taxonomy places the organism in Eukaryota, Metazoa, Chordata, Actinopteri, Cichliformes, Cichlidae. Gene Ontology annotation, biological process: cell adhesion. The record is from RefSeq and is a predicted model, not a curated record.